AUGCCGAAGGAGCAGUUUCCCCAGCUAGUAUUCAAAGUGGAGAUCGUGUGUAACGGAAGGAAGCAUUGCGUGGAGAAGCGCUACAGCGAGUUUUACGCACUUCAUAAAAGGAUCAAGGGGAGCUGCCAGGUUCCCGACUUCCCACCCAAACGGGUCCCGAACUGGAUGGUGAAGGUUCUGCAGCAACGGAGAGCGGGAUUAGAAGCUUAUCUGCAGGGCGUCAUCUUGCAGAACCAAACACUUCCCAAGGAACUGCUUCAUUUCUUGAAGCUCUGGCAAGGCCUGCAGGAGCCCCAUUUGGUGUGA
Protobothrops mucrosquamatus (brown spotted pit viper) is the source of this 306-nucleotide messenger RNA. RefSeq names its product sorting nexin 22 (gene SNX22). The record is from RefSeq and is a predicted model, not a curated record. Bases 1 to 306 code for a protein of 101 amino acids. Gene Ontology annotation, molecular function: phosphatidylinositol phosphate binding. The transcript has 4 exons. Lineage: Eukaryota; Metazoa; Chordata; Lepidosauria; Squamata; Viperidae.